Artibeus jamaicensis (Jamaican fruit-eating bat) is the source of this 3823-nucleotide messenger RNA. It is a transcript of the gene RSAD1, whose product is annotated as radical S-adenosyl methionine domain containing 1. NCBI's taxonomy places the organism in Eukaryota, Metazoa, Chordata, Mammalia, Chiroptera, Phyllostomidae. The transcript has 10 exons. Gene Ontology annotation, cellular component: cytoplasm. The record is from RefSeq and is a predicted model, not a curated record. Gene Ontology annotation, biological process: porphyrin-containing compound biosynthetic process. Gene Ontology annotation, molecular function: coproporphyrinogen oxidase activity; 4 iron, 4 sulfur cluster binding. The coding region runs from base 135 to 1463 and encodes 442 amino acids.
GCUCGGUCACGCAGCCCCUCUUCCUUCCGCUGGGGCGACCCAACCUGUUCAGCUCUGCGCACACCGUGCACUCUGAGUGCGCCUCGGGCUCGGAUCGUGCUUGUUGCACAGGCUAUCCCGCUGCAUUGCGCACCAUGACGCUUCCCGGGGUCCGGGCUGGGGCCUGGGCGGCAGCAGCCAAAGUGGCCCAGAGGCGCCGCCGAGCGGAGGGCGCGGGAAGAUCGCUGAGUCCUGUGACUCCGAGCCAGCGCGCGGCGCUUUACGUCCACUGGCCCUACUGCGAGAAGCGCUGCAGUUACUGCAACUUCAAUAAGUACAUCCCCCGCGGGGUGGAGGAGGCAGCUGUGCGGAGCUGCCUGGUGACUGAGGCUCAGACGCUGCUGCGGCUCAGCGGGGUGCAUCGGGUGGAGUCUGUGUUCUUUGGUGGGGGCACUCCCAGUCUGGCCAGCCCCCACACUGUGGCUGCUGUCCUAGAGGCAGUGGCCCAGGCAACUCACCUGCCUGCAGACUCUGAAGUCACGUUGGAGGCCAACCCCACUUCUGCCCCAGCCUCUAGGCUGGCAGCAUUUGGGGCAGCAGGAGUCAACAGGUUGUCCAUUGGCCUCCAGUCCCUGGAUGACACUGAGCUCCAGCUGCUGGGGCGGACACACUCCGCUGGCGACGCUCUGCGGACACUGGCAGAGGCCCGGGGCCUGUUCCCUGGGCGUGUGUCUGUCGACCUGAUGCUGGGGCUGCCGGCACAGCAGGUGGGGCCGUGGCUCAGGCAGCUGGAGGAGCUGCUGCUCCACUGUGACGACCACAUCUCCCUCUACCAGUUGUCCUUGGAGCGGGGCACUGCCCUGUUUACCCAGGUGCAGCAGGGUGCCCUUCCAGCCCCAGACCCCGAGCUCGCUGCUGAGAUGUACCAGGAAGGACGGGCAGUUCUUCAGGAGGCUGGCUUCCGCCAGUAUGAGGUCUCCAACUUCGCCCGGAAUGGGGCGCUUAGUACCCACAAUUGGACCUACUGGCAGUGUGGUCAGUACAUUGGUGUUGGGCCUGGGGCCCAUGGGCGGUUUAUACCCCAGGGGGCCGGGGGCUUUGCCCGGGAGGCGCGGAUCCAGACCCUGGAACCUGACAACUGGAUGAAGGAGGUGAUGCUGUUUGGUCAUGGUACCCGGAAGCGCUCCCCCCUGGGCAACCUGGAGCUGCUGGAGGAAGUUUUGGCAAUGGGGCUACGCACAGAUGUGGGGAUCACUCACCAGCACUGGCAGCAGUUUGAGCCCCGGCUGACCCUGUGGGACAUGUUUGGAGCAAGCGAGGAGGUGGACGCGCUGCUGGAGCAGGGCCUGUUGCUCCUGGAUCGCAGGGGUCUCCGGUGUUCCUGGGAAGGUCUGGCUGUGCUGGACUCUCUGCUGCUGACACUUCUGCCUCGGCUCCAAGAGGCCUGGCAGCAGAAAACCCCCUCCCCUGUGCCAGGAGGAUGACAGAUGUCCCUGUAUCCCAGCCUAAUAAGACGGUCUGCAGCCUGUCUUAACGAUGGUCCUCUCCUUUGUCCCGGCUUCUUCAUGGAGUGUGGAACCCUGGUUUGGGGGUAAGAAGCUUAGUUUAGGCCGAGAUGUCUUCUUGUUCCCUGACAAUUGUUUACCCAGUGAGUUCAGCAUCUAUCAGUAAUGCUUGUCUAAAUCAAUGAUGAGCUUGAGGGUUGCAAAAUGUUAGUUUCCGACUCUGUCACUCCAGCUGCCUUCCUUAAUCGGCAUUUAUCCACAUCAGAAGAGCCUUCCCCUUUGGAAGGGCUGAUACUCUUAACCUAGAAAUUGUACGCAGGGUACGUGUCUACGUGAGAGAGAAAGCCGUUCUCCUGUGGAAAGUCUCCGUAAUUUCUCAUAUCUAAGGGCACCAUGACACCGAAUGUAACUCAGUACACCUGCCAGUGGGGCUGCUGUGGAUGGGGUUCCCGCCCCUUAGAAGUGAGCACGUGCAUUUCCCGGGUGCCUAGUGGGUGUGAAUAUCAGUCCUUCUGUGACCCAAGGUAACGGAGUAAGUGUUACUACCUCUCAUUUAUUCAUGAAAUAUUCAGCAGGCGCUGCUGGUGCGCCAGGCACCGUGCUGGGCGCGCACAGGGGAACAAGACCCGUCCCGGCCCUUGAGGAACUCACCUCCACGCUGACAGAUGUGUAAAGAGUUAGAUUUCAGGGUUAUCAGUAAGGAUGAGCGUGAGGACUGUGGAUGGCUGCAACACGUCUGGUCCUGAGGGGCUGGGAGCGGAAAGAAGGAGUAUGUUUUCCUUACAACCUCCUCUGGCCCUGGGGCCGCUCGCAGGGUGGCCUGUGCUGCUCAGGGCAGCCUGUCCCCAAGCCUUCCCCUCAUCUUGAUAUUCAAGAAGCGAGCACGGGCUGGAGCAAGUGCGCCAUCAGAUAACCUGGGCCCGCUCGGGUUUCACCCAGCGGCCAGGGCUCGUGCCACCUGAGACACCCAGGCUCCCUGCUCACUGGGCCUGUGCUGACUGCCUGGUCUGGAGCCAGGGCCAGGUGGGGGUGGUAUGUACCAGCUUCUGGGACUCAGCCUGGUCCACUCUCUGCAGGUGAAUCAGAAUCUCCUGGAGGCGGAGCCCAGGAAUCUAAUUUUUUUCUUUAAAGAUUUUAUUUGUUUUUAGGGAGAGGGGAAGGGAGGGAGAAAAAGAGGGAGAGAAUGGUCAAUACGAGCAAGAAACAUCAAUUGAUUGCUUCUCCUAUGCACCCCUACUGAGGGCCAAACCCACAACCCAAACAUGUGCCCUGACCUGGAGUCGAACUGGUGACCUUUCACUUUGUGGGACAAUGCCCAACCAACUGAGCCACACCCAUCAGGGCCCAGGAAUCUAAUUUUUAAAGGCUUCAUAAAUGGCUCUAAUCAUUGUCUGCCUUCCACCCUGAGAGGCCGGGGUCAGGAGGGAUGAGGGGGACAGAGCUACACGGCUACUUCCCUCUGCAUUCUGGCCUUCUUCCACAGCUCAUCCUCCAAAGGAUCCUACGUACUGAGACUUCAGUUGUUGUCUUUCACCUGUCCUACUAAAACGCUCAGGAACACAAUUAAAAGAGGGGACUCGAGCUACUCCGGUGAUGAGAGGAAUUGGGAAAAUGUAAUACACCGAGUGCGUGGUCACAGCUUGAAGGAGCAAACCUUCCUCCUGCAAGAGCACUAACAAUUCUAGAGCCAAGAUUGAGCACCCCCCCACCCCCUGCCAAGCCACGUGCAGUAGGCAGGACAGCAAUUGUAAUGUUCAUUCUACAUUCAAAGGGGCUCUAACUUGACUCAAGUUCUUGGCAUCCAGACCUUUCUGUUACACCAUUAUACUCACUGUGGGUUCAGGUGGACUUGACCUCUCUCUAAAACCAGGCAAAAUCCUCUCUCUGUUGCCUAUGCCUCAGGCUUGAAGCUGCCAUUUCGGCCUGGUGCUGGGCAGCUCAGACUCGGCGCCUGUGUUUUCUCUCCUGAAGAGGCUCGAGCAGGGAAACCCCUGUGUCCCAUCUCUGUGAGACCAUCCACUUCCUGGGACAGAACUGCAUUCUGCGAAGAGAAGGACUUAAUAAAGUUGCUGUAGACCGAAUGUUUGUGCUCCCCAGAAUUCGUAGGUGGAAACCUUCCCCCCAAGCUGAUGUACUGGGAGGUGGAGCUUUGGCCAGUGAUUAGGUCAUGAGGAUGGAGCCUUCAUGAAUGGGAUUAGUGCCCUUUUUAAAAAAGACCUCAGAGAGGUCCCUCACCUCAUGUGAGGACACAGAGUGAAAACACCGAAUCUCUCGGCACCUUGCUCUUGUACUUCCUAGGCUCUAGAACUGCGAGAAAUAAAUGUUUGUUGUUUAAGCCA